Messenger RNA from Odontomachus brunneus, 3061 nucleotides. It is a transcript of the gene THG, whose product is annotated as probable tRNA(His) guanylyltransferase. Bases 297 to 1370 code for a protein of 357 amino acids. Gene Ontology annotation, molecular function: magnesium ion binding; tRNA guanylyltransferase activity. The record is from RefSeq and is a predicted model, not a curated record. Gene Ontology annotation, biological process: tRNA modification. NCBI's taxonomy places the organism in Eukaryota, Metazoa, Arthropoda, Insecta, Hymenoptera, Formicidae. The transcript is spliced from 3 exons.
UUCGAAUUCAUUCGGAGCCGGCGUGGCGCCGCGCGGCGAUUCGCAAUACACAACAGCCGGGAUUUCAAAUUUUGCGUACGGCCGAAAGUUGACUGUUUAUUCGCAGUGUAAUUUUCACAUGUCGUUUCCGUUGCACUGAGUCGCGGAAUACGGCGAACUGCGAGUCACGAAUUACGAUUUCCAGUUGAACGACGUCGCUCGUCGCCGACGAUUUCCACAUAGCGUUCAACGGUCUCCCCGCGCGCCGCAGCUUCGGCGACAUUGCUGCGACAAUGCAACUCUGACAACGUGCACGAAUGAAGGGCAGCGUCUUCCUGCGGAUGAUCAGUCGGGGCAAACAAGUGGUUUCGCGCCGAUACAUAAGCCUUACGACCAUGGCGAAAAGUAAGUUCGAGUAUGUGAAGGAGUUUGAGCGGGACGACCAUUGUUUGCCGAACUGCUGGAUUGUGGUUAGAAUAGACGGCAGGAAUUUCUCCAAGUUUUGCGAGACACAUCAAUUCGUCAAGCCGAACGAUGUAGCCGCUUUGGAGCUAAUGAAUCGCGCCGCGAUCACCGUUAUGGAAGAUUUUAAGGAGAUCAUAUUAGGCUUCGGUCAGAGUGACGAGUACUCGUUCGUUUUCCGGAAAGACACGGAGCUCUACAAACGCAGAGCAUCAAAACUAAUGUCAAAUGUAAAUUCUCUAUUCACUUCGGCUUAUGUAUAUCAUUGGCCACGCUUCUUAAGAGGUAAAGAAUUGUAUUAUCCACCUUCAUUUGAUGCUCGUGUUGUAUUGUAUCCAACAGAUAAAAAUUUAAGAGACUAUCUGGCUUGGCGACAAGCUGAUGUACAUGUCAACAACUUGUACAAUACUUGUUUCUGGAAUCUCAUAUUAAAAGGAAAACUAACUCCAAGUCAGGCAGAAGAAAAACUAAGAGGCACUCUUUCGUCGCACAAGAACGAGUUGCUGUUUCAGGAGUUUGGCAUAAACUAUAACAAUGAGCCACCGCUGUUCCGAAAGGGUACAACACUUAUUCGGAAACUAGUGCCCGAUGGUACGGGAAGAUUGAAACCCGCUGUGGUCCCUUUGGUAGACGAUAUCAUUAACGACCGUUUUUGGAAAGAGAACCCAGAAGUGAUUGGUUUGAAGAGUUUGGCGACGUAUCAACCACCAAACUUGGCGAAUAGCAUUAAAAAUACGAUGCCGGUACCCACGCCGCCAUCGCCCACUGUAAACAUAAAGCACGUAAACAAUGUUCCACCACCACCACCACCACCCACGCAAGCGAUUAACGCCGCUAAUUCAAUAAACGAGGAAGUACAUUCUAAGAGAAAUCGGGAGACGGAUGGAGAUAGAAUGCAGUGCGACAAUGAACGUAAUUGUAGGAGAUAAGUGUAAGUGUUGUGCUUUGUUUUCUUUUUUUUUAUAUAUAAAAAAUAGAACUGAAGUGAGAAACUAUUUAUACUUAUAUAAUACACCAUAGGUGUAAACACUAUGAUAAAUAUAUGACGAACUAUCUAUGGUAAUAUAUAAUAAAAAAAUCUAGAAGAUAUAUCUUACAAAAUUUUAUGCCAGGAGCAGCUCUGCUAAAUGAAUAGAAUAUUAUAUAUAUUUAGCAGCGUGACAAAAAGUUCCCUCUUCAUCUUCGUGAGGAAAAGUAAAUUUAAAUAUGUAAGACAUACAGAUUUACAAGAUAGAUACAAAUGUUAUAAAGGUUUAUAAUAGAAUCGUCAGUAGAUUCAAAAUGUAAAACUAAGGUAACAAUAAGUUAUUCCACACGCGGGCAAAGAUGUAUCUAGAUAAGUAUGUGAAAGGAUAAUCUUGUUGUUAGAAUUAUACGCGAAGCGUAAUCCUGAUAAGACAAAUUUUUUAUUGAUAAGACGUUUUUCUGGCUUUAGCUUAAUGCCAAAAAAGAAGAAGGAUUACAAUAAUAUAUAUUGUUGUAUGUAAAGUUAGACAAUUAUUAAUUGCAUUGUUAAUCAUAUGGAAUGCUGUAUAUUUUUAUUACUUUAUAUUACAAUUCUCGAAUUGAUAAUUACAACAUGAAAUAACACGUGACAAUGACUUACAUUGACGAUUACAAUAAAAUACACUAUGUACACAAAUUCUACUGUACCAUUUUAAACUUCCUCGUCGCGAUCCUAAUUAACAAUUUUAAAAUCACAUAUAUUUAAAAUUGCAAUUAAUUAUAAUUAAAUUAAAUGUGUUAUUAUAAUUCAUGAAUUAUGAUAAUUAAUGCAUAUAAAAAGUAGGACAUAUGUUACGUUAAUUUUGCGGCUGAUUCGUUGAUUAUUAGAACAAAAGAAAAACUUUUUGGAGCACUUUACAAAUCUACUCGUUCGAAUACACAAUUUUAUGGACAUAUCUUUCCCCUUCAAAGUAUUCUGUAAGAAUUUUGAGUCUUUAUAUUUAAAUUUCACCAAUCAUUGCUGCAUUCUGAUGUUCAUUUCCCGUUCACUGAAAAUCUAUAGUAUACGCAACAUUAAUUGUAAAUUUUCAAUAUUGACAGUAAAUAUCGGUUCAACAUAACCGCGGCGAGGAAGUUUUAAAAUCUUGGAAUAUGCGACAAUAACAAUUCUAAAUAAUUCUCAACAUCUGUGUGUGCUUAACCAUAUAUUUACGUACCAUAUUCCAUUGUUUAAAAAUAAAACUUCACGCGAAUAUUAUUUUCUAAAACAAUUAGCAAAUCAAUUCGAUCGAAACAUUAUACAAUGGUGCGCUAUUUGCGUUAUGGAAUCGAAGGCAUAACCGACUUGAUGAAAUAGAUAAUAGAUCAUGAUUAAUCAACUGGUUCAUCGUAAACGUUGUUGUUACGAAAGUAAAUAUAGAUGACUGACAUUGCCGACUCGAUCAUAUAAUUUAAAAUAUAGGGAUAUAAUUGUCUAUUUUAGUACGAUGCUUCUGAGCUACGCAUUCCGCGAUCCAUACAAUAUUACGGCACUCUUGCUCCUUCAAUUUAAGAUAGCUGUAGAAUACCCCAAAGUGAAAUUGUUGAAGAAACGCAUGAACGUUUAAACGAACCUGUAAAUCAAAAUAUGAAAAUUGUUAAAAACAUGUAAUAAAAAAAAUACCAUACUUAUUAA